AGUGGAGAAGUCAUGAACGCGCCUAUAUAGAUUAGAUCGCUAACACACGCAGGUUCAUUUUGCAGCUGGGGUUUUAUGAAUGAAAACGCCAGUGUGUUGUUUAGCUAAUUAUUGCCGUGUGUGAAGUUGGUACUUACUAUGGGCAACAAUGGAAGUAAAAAGCGGAAUAAAACGUUCGAAAAAUUCGAAACAGAAGGCGAAGAAGUCAAUAUACUUGAGAGGCUUCAAGAUGCUGAAGAAAAAGGGAUCGACUCAUACGACAAGUUGAUGGCAUGGCUAUUGCAAAUGGCUUCAAAUGACGAAACAAGUGACGCUGCAAGGUCAACUCACAUAGAUGAAAUUAAAAAGUGCUGUGCACAAGCAAAAGAGAAGAGGGAUGCGUGGAGACAGCAUUCAGCGUCCUGUGAUUCCUACACAAGUGUUGAAACCUCUCAGCUGAGUCGCUCAGGGAAGUCAGAGGACUUCCUGGAUAUUAAAUCACGUCUGCACGUCCCUCUUAGCAGUCGAGAGACGACGUUUAGUGAUGAAGAUGACACGUCAUCAAGCGAUGGGAAAAAUCGUCUGAAUGUCCCAUCGGCCAGUAGACAAACAACGUUCAGUGAUGAAGAGGAGCAUGGUGCUUUAAUCUACGAAAGAAAACAUCCCCGACCUCUCUUAGCGGCGCUGUCAAACCGACACUCACAGACAACUUGUACAGACGAUGUUGAGUUAAUUGAUCGAGAUUGUGACGUAGAAGAUGCAUCGGAACACACAUUUUUAGUUCCAUCGAAACAAAGUUCAAAAUUCCUAGAUCCAAGAGAUGCAUUGAAAAGACGGAGAACAAACUUUCGAAUGUCGGGUGGAAAUCCCAUUUUCAGUGCCAGUGUGGGGCAACUUCCUGACGAUAACAUUCCAUUGACUUCCGGUUUGACACAGAAGUCUGCUAGUAUAGCAGUCAUGAGACAACCGAAGUUUGAAAGGGACCAAAUCCAAGAUACCUCGGUACAUGAACAUUACGUGAAAGUGUUGGAUGACAAAUUACUGGACCGGAAUAUACAUGAUAUACUUUUAUCUGUCGAGGUUUUAUUUCAUGAAAAAUGAUCACCAAUAUCUGAUAUCUGUAUCUAAGUCCUGUAACGUGCAUGUUUGUCCCGUUUACCAUUGAUAUAAAACCAAUAAUAUCAAAAUAUGCAUAAAGCUUUCGUGGUCCAGCUCCUAAAUUGAUCGUUUAUAAAAUUUUUUGUGAAAGGUGAAAAUAUGCUUUAAAUUUCUUAUAAAAGAAGUAUGUUGUGCAAAUGUGAGAAGGUUGAAUGUUACGUUUCAUUCAUGUCAUGUACCGUAAAAUUUACCUCACAUAGUACAUUGAAGUGAAAAUCAAGCAUGUGUAGCGCAUGUAUUCAAAUAAAGAUGAACGUAUUGCUAUGUUUUGAAUAGUUUGAGAUUGGUCAAAAGUUUAUGCAGAGAAAACGAAACAGCUUUAACAAGUACUCAAAGUAAAGCUUACCAAAUAUGUGAAUUUUUAGAUUUUUUUAAAAUGCAAAAGGCUCAUUUAUAACAACGUAAAUGUUAUAAAAUAUUUUGUCUUGUUGUCUGUAGGGGAAAAAAUUUAAUAGAUCCGAUCCAUAAUAGCCCCAGAUUCAAUGAAUCUGGGUGCAUAACAGAUUCGUAUGGGAUUAUUACUCUGUAUACCUGGACAUAAUUUUCAUGUUUAAGUAUCAAUAUGUAAGAGUGGAAUGUGUCCCAAUUGAUGACAUUUUCCUUUUCUUGAAAAGUUGGCCCCCUUUGCUUUUAUUCUAUAAAAGUUAAUUCUUAAAAAUCUAUACGGUGUAAAAUUUAUUUUCAAUAGUUUUUGUAUUCCUAGUGAUGAAAUAGAUGUACAUCUUUGCACCAAAGCAUUUAUUGAUAUUUCUAGUAUUUACUUUUUUUAUUUAAAAAAAUGUGCUUGUCCCCAUAGACAUUAAUGCAAUCUUCAUUGAUUAAUUACUGCUUAGUUAAUAAUAUUUUUGAAAAUUUCUCUCGGUAAAUCUUUUUCUACUCUAAAAUGCUUUAAAUUGAAAUUAAAUUGUUGAAGUAGCUGCCAAAAGGAAGUGAGAAUAUACAGGAAU
This is a messenger RNA of Magallana angulata, 2084 nucleotides long. RefSeq lists its product as uncharacterized. NCBI's taxonomy places the organism in Eukaryota, Metazoa, Mollusca, Bivalvia, Ostreida, Ostreidae. The transcript is spliced from 2 exons. Bases 139 to 1080 code for a protein of 313 amino acids. The record is from RefSeq and is a predicted model, not a curated record.